GGCUUGAGGGAGCUGCCUUCCAGAGUCGGCUGCCUGUAGACAAGAUGACCGCCGUGGAGGCUGCAGCAUUUCCAGACAUUGUACAAGGCUCGCCACAGUCUCUCAAGGUGUUUCUCUAUUUGAGGAAUAGAAUUCUGCAGCUGUGGUUGGAGAAUCCCAAACAACAGCUGACCUUUGAGAAUGCCAUACAAGAUAUUGAGCCUCCAUACAACAGUGACGGCCAGUUGGUUUUGAGAGUUCAUGCAUUCCUAGAGAGGCAGAGUUUUAUCAAUUUUGGCAUAUACAAGAGACUAAAACCACUUCCAGCCAAGAAGAACUGUAAGGUGAUAAUCAUUGGAGCUGGAGUAGCGGGUCUUGGGGCUGCCAGACAGUUGCAGUCUUUUGGUGUGGAUGUCAUCAUCUUGGAAUCUAGGGACAGAGUGGGUGGUCGAAUCCAGACAUUCCGUCGGGGAAAUUACAUAGCAGAUCUCGGAGCUAUGGUGGUCACAGGGCUAGGAGGCAACCCAGUGACAAUCCUCAGCAAACAGGUGAACAUGGAGCUGCACAAGAUCAAGCAGAAGUGUCCCCUGUAUGAGAGUAAUGGAUGCACUGUGGCCAAGGAGAAGGAUGAGAUGGUCGAGCGAGAGUUCAACCGACUGCUGGAGACGACCUCCUACCUGUCACACCAGGUCAACUUCAAUGAGAUCAACGGAAAACCUGCCUCGCUAGGGCAGGCACUGGAGGCCGUCAUCAAGUUACAGGAGAAGCAUGUGAAAGACAAACAGUGUGAACAUCAAAGAAGCAUCAUAGAGAUGCAGGAGAGGCUGCGCAAGUGUCAGGCACAGAUGUUAGCACAAAAGGAACGUGUUCAAGAACUCCACCGGCAGUGGAAGGAGGCUUCAGAUGUGAAACCACCAAGGGACAUAACUGCAGAGUUUUUGGUGAAAAGCAAGCUCAGGGACCUUAAUGCAGAAAUCAAGGAAUACGACCAGCAAACUGCCAAACAGAAGGAAAUAGAGGACAAGCUGCAUGAACUGGAGGCAAACCCACCGAGUGACGUCUAUCUGUCUUCGCGUGAUCGACAAAUCCUGGACUGGCAUUUUGCAAACCUGGAAUUUGCUAACGCCACGCCCCUGUCAAACCUGUCACUCAAACACUGGGACCAGGAUGACGACUACGAGUUCUCUGGAUGUCAUCUUACGGUGAGGAAUGGCUACUCCUGUGUUCCGAUGGCUUUGGCUGAGGGACUUGACUACAAACUCAAUACAGUGGUGAAACAGAUCAAAGUUCUGGACAAAGGUGUAGAAGUGGUGACAACAAACAAGAAUGGAACCAACCAACAAGUCUACAAGGGAGAUGCUGUUCUGUGUACCCUCCCUCUGGGUGUUCUCAAGGAGUGUGUCCGCAGCUCUCCCAGCGUGCCCCAGUUUAUUCCUCCUCUCCCCGACUGGAAGGUUGAUGCUAUCGAGAGACUCGGCUUUGGAAAUCUCAAUAAGGUUGUGCUGUGUUUCGACCGUGUUUUCUGGGAUCCCAGUGCCAACCUCUUUGGCCACGUGGGCAGCACCACUGCUAGCCGAGGUGAACUGUUUCUCUUCUGGAACCUCUACAAGGCCCCAGUUCUCCUGGCUCUCAUUGCCGGGGAAGCUGCGGCCAUCAUGGAGAAUGUCAGUGAUGAUGUCAUCAUUGGAAGGUGUCUGGUAGUCAUGAGGGGCAUAUUUGGAGCUAAUGCUGUUCCUCAGCCCAAAGAAACGCUUGUGUCCAGAUGGCGAGCGGAUCCUUAUGCCCGAGGUUCCUACUCCUACGUUGCUGCAGGUUCAUCUGUUGGGGCUCCAGCUCGCUUGUUUUUCGCUGGAGAACAUACCAUACGUAACUACCCAGCCACGGUUCAUGGUGCUCUACUCAGCGGAUUCCGGGAGGCAGGUCGGAUAGCGGAUAAGUUUCUGGGAGCUCCAUAUUGUGCUCCACAGUCUUCCAACAUUGUCGUCUCUGACUCCUAG
Messenger RNA from Candidula unifasciata, 1976 nucleotides. NCBI's taxonomy places the organism in Eukaryota, Metazoa, Mollusca, Gastropoda, Stylommatophora, Geomitridae. The record is from the annotation of a GenBank genome assembly.